GAUUCUGAGCUUAUUCGUAUUACACUCAUUGAUUACUUUUCAUCCGCAAUCCUCAUCGAUAGCUUGGUAUACCUUGAUGUGGAGAUGAGUCACUAUAACACACAAGUCAUUCAAUUGCGGUGGACACUUGGCUGAUUGAAUCCGCGAAAGCAGAAGUCGCGUAACAGAUGAAGGAAGCCCAGGCGCCAAUCGUCGAAUCGACCAACAUGGGUGCAACUUCCACCGAACAGACGCCGCGGAAGGGGCGAAAAGGCUCAGGUGCACUGUCACUUAAGACUCUAGCGAUGGUGAGACUAGGCAGGGAAACUCAAGCAAGUGGAAAGAAGGGGAAUUAUAACUUGGAAGAUGCACUAGCCGCAAGGGAAUGGCUCACUCAUUACUUUGAACUGAACCGCCAGCCUAUACUCUAGAUACAAGACGUAGCGCAAGGAAACCAAAGAAGUUCGGCUCCGGCGGUAACCAGCAAUGCCCAGUCCCUUU
This is a messenger RNA of Hyaloscypha bicolor E, 480 nucleotides long. RefSeq lists its product as uncharacterized. Bases 168 to 410 code for a protein of 80 amino acids. Lineage: Eukaryota; Fungi; Ascomycota; Leotiomycetes; Helotiales; Hyaloscyphaceae. The transcript has a single exon. The record is from RefSeq and is a predicted model, not a curated record.